GGGACGCGGCGUCCCCGCCCCACUGUGCCGCGGCGCUGGCGGCUGCGGCGGGGCUCGGGGCUCGGCCGGUGAAGCGGGGCGGCUCUCGCGGGAGGCGGCGCCGCCGCCAUGGGGGUGCACGGCGUCAAAGCGGUGUUCUUCGACUUGGACAACACGCUGGUCGACACGGCGGCUGCCGGGCGGCGCGCCAUUGAGGAGGUGAUCAGUGCCCUACAGUCGAAGCACCACUACGGGGAGGGGGAGGCCCGCGUCAUCUGCGACAAGGUCCAGGCCAAGCUGCUGAAGGAAUGCCACGACCCCGCCAAGAUGUGCAUCACCGACCUGCGGAUUUCGCACUGGGAGGAGGCGAUCCAGGAGACCAUCGGCGGGGAGGCGAACCGAAACCUGGCCGCCGAGUGCUACUUCCUGUGGAAAAGGACCCGCCUGCAGCACCUCACCCUGGCCGAGGACACGCGGGGCAUGCUCACCGAGCUGCGGAAGGGCGUCCGCCUGCUGCUCUUGACGAACGGCGACAAGCAGACGCAGAGGGAGAAGAUCGAAGCGUGCGCCUGUCAGCCCUACUUCGAUGCCAUCGUUGUGGGAGGAGAGCAGAAAGAAGAGAAACCAGCGCCAUCCAUAUUUCAUUACUGUUGCGACCUCCUAGGGGUGCAGCCUGCAGAAUGUGUUAUGGUUGGUGACUCUCUGGAUACAGAUAUUCAAGGAGGCCUGAAUGCUGGCUUGAAAGCAACGGUGUGGUUAAACAAAGCAAUGACUGCCCCAGGAGAUACCUCGCCAGUACCUCAUUACAUUAUUUCUUCUGUUCUGGAUCUUCCAGCGGUUUUACAGAAGAUGGAGCACAAAGUGAAUGCUAAGUUAGGAACUGACCACGUGGAUGGCAGUAACGCAGCACAUUGAUGGUUCCAGCAUACGAUCAGGGACGUGCUGAGCUGUUAGGUGACUCAUGCACUUUCAACAGAUCUGACCCCCUAGGAUUUUGAACUCAUGUAUGGUAUGCUUUCUUAGACAGCAGAUGGGUGAAUAAGAGCACAGUUGUCAGUGAAAACAGAAUAGAAUCAAAGAUUUAUUUAAAAGAUGCAAGUGAGGUUAACUUAAAACAAUUGCCUCUGUCUAAAUUACUUUGAUAGACUGGCUAAAGUCUGUCUGUUUCAGACCUAAAUUGCCAGUCUCUUGUUUUUAUAGUGGAAAGAAAAAUUUGAAUGUUUUGAUCUUUCAUAUGCUUUACUGACUUGUAAGUUUGCCAGAGGCUUCAGUUCAAACCUUGUUUGCAGUGUGCAAAAGAAGGUGAGGAAAAGGGUGUGGUAUAGUCUGGUAAAUCUUCCCAAUUCAUCUGCAGUUUAUCUCAGGAACUGGAGUGAAUUUUGCUGUUUCUAAAACCAGAAUUUAUUGACAGAAUUUACAUAUCAGACCAUUAGAAAAUGCUCUCCCUUUGAUUUUUUUUCAAAGUUUUCAAGUUUUAGAAUUUUUUCAGACUUUGCAGUGACUUUUCUUUUAUGGAAUCUGUACCUCUUGCCAAAAGUACUUAAAUGUACCUUUAAAAUUUGCAUUUAUAGAGGGGACCAUUUAUCAGAGAAACUUGAUGGAUAAGUUUUUAUUUUAUAUUAUUUUGGUGCUUAUGAAGUUAUGCAGUAUACUUGUAAUUCAGAUUAUGAUAUUUGUUGGAAUGUAAUUGAUAAAACAGGGAUAUUUUCAAUGGUCUUAAUGUAUUGUCAGACUCCUUAAAAGCUAAUUUUAUUGUUUUGUCUGAUUUUAUUAAUGAAUUUUGAUCAGACCUUUUUGAGAAACUGUUUUUGCUCUUGCUCAGGUGUAAGACUACUCAGAUUCAACUGCAGGAUCAGAGCCUUUUUUUGACUGUUUUAAUGACAGUGCUAUACAAUCCCUCCUUACUUCAGUUUCUGCAUGUAUUUCAUGUGCUUUACUCUGGAGAAAAUACGAGCUAGUUGUUUGUGAACAGCUUUCAUGAUUCUCUUCGAGGAAACUGGAAAAUGAUGGCAUAUGUAUUACAGUAUGGUGUGCAACUUUAUAAUGUAUAUGUGCUAUUUCUGUUAGAUGCAGAAGCUUACUCUCUAAAACACUAAGAUUUCUUCUUCCCAGAUUAUUACCUUAAUUAUUUGAUGUUUCUGUACUUCAUACUCUUACUUCAUGAUGGGGAAGUAUUCACAUAUUAAAUGGAAAUGUAAACACUUGCUGGAAAAGCUGUGUGUUUCAAAACGUAUUUGCUAUAUAUACAUUGGGCUGAAUAUCUGACCAUAUCCAAACAAUCAGAUUUUAUGUUUUAGAAUAAAUCCAUGGCAAAUCUUUUGAGAACAGGGAUAUUGAGGUGCUAGCAGAAGUGUGUCUGGCAAGAAAAGAUCAGCAAAAAGCACGAAAGCCUACCAGGAAAUGUGUGUAUAGAAAGAAUACUGUAUACAAGAGAGGUUCCUUUGUUUAACUUGACAUGAAUUUAAGUUAAUGCAGUUAAAUCUUGCACAGGAUGACAGAUUCAGUGUAGAGGAGGCUGUUACUGAUCUGAGUUAAAUUAUUUGGCAAAAAGUUUAUGUUGCAUCAAAAUAUGUUCCUCCUACACUGGGGAGUGACAGGGGAAAGGAACCCCUUUCAUCUAGUUGUCCCUUUAAAAAGGUAAAGCAGUUCAGGUUCCUCAUGCUACCUAGGCAAAAUGUCUGAUCCCGGGACACCUUUGAGGAAGUGGGCGUAUGCUAACAAUGAUCCAGUUAACACUGAUGUAGGAAGCUGCCACAUGUAACCAGAGCCAGUGGGGCUGACUUGACACACCUACUGAAGUAAGAGGCCUAAGUUAAGAUCUUAUUUCCCACUUGGAAGAGCAUGAAAGCGGUCAUUGGUCUAGUGAGUGAGCAAACCGUUGCAAACAACAUUCAAUAAAGAUGAUUGAGCCCAUGAGGAAGAAUGUGUAAGAAUAGAAAGGUCUCCAAAAGGUUAGAUGGAUCCCUGUAAAGAUAGUGUAUUUGAAGUAACUUGUUUUAACUACUGCCUGAUAGAAAAGCAACAACUUUACUUACAACAGCAUCCAAAAAGAUCUGCAUUGUUUGCCCAGCAUCAGGAUAAUAGAACCUGGGUCAGAAUGGGGUUUCCGAUACAGUGGAGAUUUAAAAUAACAAAUGGUAAUAAUUCACAAUUCUGUCUGUGGGCUUGAUACGUGCCAGAUUACCAUUCUUUAAUGUACAUUGAGGCUUGUAUUCUCUUGCCAGUGCAUCAUUCUGAGAUGGAAUACUGAGCCUGCUUAGUAUAAAGGGUCUCUUGUUUUAGAAGAGGCUGCUCUUUGUCAUGCACUUGGGCAGCCGUCUUCUUAAAUCCAUGAAUCUAUGACAAACUACUGUAACUGCACACUCAGGUGAUAGCGUGGUCUGUGGAGGCCACAGUUAAGUAUAUUUUUUCCAUUGCUGAGUACUGUACCAGGCUGGAUGUGACUGCAACAGUGUUACUAUGGUUCUAUGAAACAAGAA
Messenger RNA from Pezoporus occidentalis (night parrot), 3458 nucleotides. RefSeq names its product N-acetylneuraminic acid phosphatase (gene NANP). Lineage: Eukaryota; Metazoa; Chordata; Aves; Psittaciformes; Psittacidae. Bases 109 to 894 code for a protein of 261 amino acids. The record is from RefSeq and is a predicted model, not a curated record. The transcript is spliced from 2 exons. Gene Ontology annotation, molecular function: N-acylneuraminate-9-phosphatase activity. Gene Ontology annotation, biological process: N-acetylneuraminate biosynthetic process; dephosphorylation.